Daldinia loculata is the source of this 420-nucleotide messenger RNA. RefSeq lists its product as uncharacterized. The record is from RefSeq and is a predicted model, not a curated record. The coding region runs from base 1 to 420 and encodes 139 amino acids. Lineage: Eukaryota; Fungi; Ascomycota; Sordariomycetes; Xylariales; Hypoxylaceae. The transcript has 3 exons.
AUGUUUAUCGAAGCUGGAGGUAAUGACGAGCUAAAGAUACUGCUACCCCCUCCAAGAAGGCUUGCACAAGCACGGCGCAACGACAGGCCGCUCGUAUUCAGCGUAGUCAAGCAAGGCGGACGCCAAUGGGCUAGUUCCCCGUUCCCCGUUACAAAGAGGCGUUCCUUGUGCAACGGGGACAAGGCUUGCUGGGGGCCCCGUCGAGCGGGUCUAUCCGCUCUGUUCGACGGGCCGGGCUGCGCGGGGGGACAGGUCUUUGCUCAUGGAGUCACGCGGCGACGGAUAAGGCACUGGGGCGUCUGGCUGGGGUGGUAUGCGGGAUGGUCGACGGUGAUGCAGCUAGCCGCAACUUCUGAGCUUGUUCGCAUUUGGUACUGGGGCGCACAGAGUUUUGUUUUGUCGUCGGCGAUUCGGAUAUGA